AAAUCUUUUGAAUACCUACGUCCUACUCUUAUGCGAACUCUGUGGUCGUCAGCUGAAAAUUAUCGUGUUUAUGCGUAUUAAAUGUGUUUAUUUAUAAAUUGCUAGAAAGAGAAAAUAUUGCUGGGAAGACAAAAUGGCAACGGGAGUAAAACCUCGUGAUGAAGAAUCAUCUCUUACUAGAGCCGAUUUAGAGGCGAUACAAGAUGCAAUGAAAAAUAAGAAGUUUCGAGAUCUACUAUCCGAGUACUGUGAUGAAGUACGUGACCCGGCGAAUCAAGCAAUCUAUCAAAAAGAAAUGACCCAACUAGAGAAGGAACGUGGUUACGACGUAACAUUUAUUAAUCCAAAGGGUGGUUAUGUCAUUAAAACAAGUGUAGCCGGAGAUAGAAAAGCUUUUAUCAAUAUAUGUAGCAACGAGAAUGUUGGCAAGCCGUCGUGCACCGUACAAGAACGAAACGGCCAAAAAGGAAUGAACUGGCAACUUCCGUAUACAAUAAUUCCACCAAGAGAAGAUUUUAAUCAAAAAAGAGAACGCUGUGUUAUUUACGAUGUAGUAUUUCAUCCUGAUACACUGCGCAUGGCUGAGGUUAACAAGCGAUUCCGUGAGUUAGUAAACAAUACUGCUUUUGAUGGACUGCAGAAAACCUACGAUAUUCAUUUCGAUAGUAACAAUCGUCGUUUUCCAAAGGCAUGUUAUAAAGGUAUGACUGUACCGGCUGUUAUAAGAAAGGAAGAUCCAAAUUUUAAACCUCCAACUGAUGAAGAAAAUCAAGAAUUUACACCGGAAAUCUUAGAAAAACUGUACCCACAACACAUAUACCCAGAAAAUAAAGAGCACUUACAAGAAAAUGUCACAAAAGAAGAACAGCAUAGGAAAAAAGCCAAGAAUAGUAAAAAAGAAUUUACUUAUUCAUCUGAUAAAGGCUAUACAGUACCUAAAUAUGUCCUUAAACAACAGCAAAAUGUAGAUUUUCAAGACUUUACUUAUCACAAGGACAGUAAGCAGUAUUCUGCAAUACCAAGUAAUUUAACUAUUGAAAUUAAUUUACCACUUUUGUCAUCAACCAAGGACUGUGUAUUAGAUGUUCGGGAAAGAAGCCUCACACUGAUAUCAGAAAAGCCUGCUAAGUAUAAACUUAACCUUGAUCUCCCUUACUCUGUUAAUGAUGAAUGUGGAAAUGCAACAUUCGAUAAAUCAAAGCAUAUGUUAAUUGUGUCACUGCCAGUUAUUAGACGGAGUUUAUCUUCCAAUAAAAUAACUUGUCAGAAGAGCGACAGUGGUGUAGAGAGUGAAGAAAAUUCAAAUAGUGAAGAAGAAUCUUCAAGAAAAACCAAUCUUGUAGAAGAAAUAACAGAAACUAGUGAUAAGCCAGAUUUAUCUGCAACACAGGAAAAGGAAAUGUUGCCUACAGUCGAUGAAGAAUUUUUACUUACCAAUGUUGGGUAUACAUUCCCAUCAUAUACUUAUAAUGCACUAGAUGACAUUGUAGCAUUCACAUUUCAUGUUAAAAAUACAGAAACAGAUUCUGUUAAGGUUAAAAAUAUUGAAAACAAAGUAUAUAUUAAAUUCACUUCAAUUGGCUCAGGAUUUGUACCUAUACAUUAUGCAGCCCUCAUUGUAUUUGAUCAUGAUAUUAAUUUUGAAAAUGCAAUAGGUGAGGCCUGGGAUAAUAAUGUUAUCUUACAACUAGAAACGGGUGGAAAUAUUCCUGAAAAAUUCCAAAUAGGAUUAAAAGAAGACAAUUUGAAAACAGAAUACUUUGAUGUGUCUAAAGUUAAGAAACCAUCAAAACAUGACGCAACUGAAAAUAAUAUUAAAUCUUUGGAAGAAGAUACGUCAAGUCCUGUUGUUGAAGUUACUAACUUAGGACGUGAAACAAAUAUUGUUGUUUCAUCUACAUCUCAUAAUGCUGAUAAUGAAGAUGAAAAUGAAAAGGAUAUAGUAUGGACUGAUAAUGGUACUUUAGAAAAUGGAGCCAAGAGUAUUCUACGGAAGCCAAUUGCAAUGAUGAGAAGUUUUUCUGAAUCAAGCUGUGGAGAUGUUGCAUCAUCAAUGGACUACAUUAGCUCUGACUAUAUUCCUGAAGAAUCUAGUUUGAAAAAAACUGUAAGAUUUAGUGAUGUCAUUGCAAGACAGUUUUACAGAUACAAUUCAUCAAUUGAAGGCCAAAAGAGAAAAAAUCAACGUAAGAAGAGUAAAAAACGUAAUUUGGAAAGGCGUAGAAGUGAAAGUGAAGCUGAAGAUGAUGCUGUAAAUGCACAUCAGACAUCUAGGUCCAGGCUGAAAUCGGUCCUUAAACAGAGACAUGAUAGUGGAGUUGCAGACACUUCAGAUGCAGAAGAAUGCAAAUAUAUGAUGUCUGAUUGUGAUCAGUAUGACAGCAAUACAGAUGAGAAUGCAAAUAAAAAUAAUGAGUCUAAUACUAACAAAGAUUCAUCAAUUUUAAAAAUAAUUGAUAGAAAUGGUAAUACAAAAGAGAAUCAACCCGAGAUAUGGAAAUCGGCACCUAUCCCACACAGUACAAAAAUGGACAAAAAUAUACAAGAUAAUGAAACAAAAGUUACUUGUAGUACUAUUAAACAUAACACAGAUCUUUAUAAUCCAGACAGAUUAAAUAAAGGGAAAUAUUUAGAGAUUAAAUUUAAAAAUGAUCUUAUAUUCGAUCUUGAUAUGUGAGAUGCAAAUUUUGUAUUAUUUUGUUUGUAUCAGGCAGUUGAGUGUUUUAAAGUAAUGAUAGUAUUUAGAUUUGUAAACACUAGUAACCAGUGGUUUAGUUAUUUUUAAAGGCAUGAGUUUUUUCUUUCCCUUAAAACUUUCCAUUUAAAUGAUGUUCCUUUUUAUUGUAGAAGUAAUGUUUAUUGAUUAGCUAAGUUUAUGGCAAUGGCCUAUAUUAUUCUGCAUGUUUGUCAAUUAUUUUAAAAAGAUUUUUAAUGGUAUAGAUUAAAUUUGGAAUAGAGGUUAGUUCCCACAAGUUGAUUUUAGUUAAUGAAAUAUAAAUCAAAAGCAAUUCAAACCGCCUGAACAGAAUGAAAUUGAAAUAACCUAAAUCAAUUAUUCCGUCUUAAAUCUUUUUGCUUUGGUUUUAUAUUUUUUGUCAAUAUAUUAAGUAUAAUGUGAAAUUCAUCUAAAAUCAAACCGUGUGAACUUGCAAUAAAAGUUUUCAAUGUCAAUAAUUUGGAUCCUAAUAAUCCAGUUCUUUCAUAUUGCUCAUUUUAGACAAUAUAUAUUUCUGUAGUUAAAUACAUUGAAUGGUACAAAUUAGAUAUAGUCAUACAAAUUUUAAUGUCUGACACAAAUUGUAAAAUUGAAUUGAUGAUGAACAAUGCACUUUUAUACAAUAGAUGUUAGACAACCUACAUAUUAAAGAUAAAUAAAAUAUUUUAGUGUUUGGUACUAUGUGUGUUUUAAAGAUUCUACAAAUAUAAGUCACUUAUUGUAAUAAAGUUUUUCAUGAUGUCUAACCAAACCAAUGUUGGGUAUUAAGUUUUUAUUAGUGCAAAAUUAUUUUCUAUUAAAAUUGUAUAAAUUAAAUACUUUUGAUUACUAAUAUGAGAUUAAUGUAAUACACUUGCGUUCAAUUGUUGUCAGUGCCUUUGUACAAUAAUUCACAACAUUAAACAAAGCAGAGCACAAUAAAUUAAGCUGUUGUCAUGAACACAUUGCAUUUACUUAGUUAUGAAAUUAAUGUUUAGGCAAUGAUUGUACUUGUUAUAUAAAUCAAGUUUUAGGAUAAAAUAUUGUGAUGUUUCGAAUAUUAAUUUAAUAGACGUU
Vanessa atalanta (red admiral) is the source of this 3772-nucleotide messenger RNA. It is a transcript of the gene Nop17l, whose product is annotated as protein kintoun. Bases 134 to 2677 code for a protein of 847 amino acids. NCBI's taxonomy places the organism in Eukaryota, Metazoa, Arthropoda, Insecta, Lepidoptera, Nymphalidae. The record is from RefSeq and is a predicted model, not a curated record. Gene Ontology annotation, cellular component: cytoplasm. Gene Ontology annotation, biological process: axonemal dynein complex assembly. The transcript is spliced from 3 exons.